AUCGAGUAAAUCGUGCCCGAUCGAGGAACACGGAAGAAACAAUAAAGAAACUCGCGAAGAGAUGGUCGAGCCACACCGGGAGCAGCGUCGAGGUUUCUCGUGGAGCACGCUCGCGGAUAUGGAAGCAUGAGAACGUCGCACGUGCUGGCUUCCAGAGCGGAUUGAAGGCAGCAGAUCGAUCGGGUUCUAUCUAGAUCAGUAGCUGAACAAGAGGAUACCCCGUUCCGAGACGAUGUAUCGGCCGAAUUUCUACGAGAGCACGUGUCUGAGAUGCGCUCAGACCGUGUACCAGGUGGACAGAGUUGGUCCGCUGAAGGAUUUCACCUUCUUUCACGCGGGUUGCUUCAAAUGUGCGAUCUGCGGUACCAAGUUGACCCUGAAGACCUAUUACAACAACCAGCACACGAUCAAUGACAAAGAGGUGUACUGCAGCAGUCACGUACCGAAACCGGGUCCGGGAACCUUGGACGGGUCCUGCGUGGGCAUCAGGAGCGCCCUGAACGUGCCCAGGAGCGGUUACGUCAACGAGCAGAUCAGAGCUGGCGGCGCGUCACCCCGAGGGGUUUAUCCGCCUUGCUACGAUAAUGUAGACUCGCCUAAUUGUGCCAGGCACCUGAACGGACACGGUUCACCACCAGCCACGAAUUCCUCGCAACGGGACGUCCACGGGAACUCGGCAGGAGGAGGAGGAGGAGGAGGUGGAUCCUCGCCGUACAACCAUAAUUAUUCCGGGGACGGAAGCUACCAGUAUGGCAGAUUCGAUGCGAGCGCCCUUCACAUCGCCCAUGCCCUUAAGCAGACCGAGCUACAAAAGGGUUACAGCAAGGCACGCGAGAAACCCAUCGAUUAUUAUCUGGAUCGGGAUGAGCAAACGCGUUUGGAGAUGAAACAUCGCAAAGAAGAGGACGAUUUGUAUCGGAAGUUUGCUCAUCAUCGCGAGGAGGAGGACAGACGGAUUCGAGAAGAAUUCAGGGACGAAUGGGAGAAGGAAUUGGAACAGCUAUCGGCAAGAUGGGAACGCGAAAAAGGCGGAAGAGUUCGUACCCAACAGUUCCAACAAGAGAAGGAGGACUUGGAGAAGAACAUGACUCUCCGCAGGGACAAGAAGAAGGAAAGUCUUACGCGCAAAAUGUUGGAGCACGAACGGGCCGCGACCGCGGCGUUGGUGGAGAAACAAAGCUCGGAGAUGUUGGAGCUAAUCAACGAGGCGAGAAGCGAAUAUAUGCGUCAGGAGAGCCUGUAUCUCGACGAAGGGGAUGGUUAUACCCAGGAAGCACCGCCUAUGCCUUAUCCGUCGCGAGCACCACCCCCGCAACCUCCAGCCCUAGCCAAGUAUCACAUCUACAAUGAUCCUCUGGAGUUUGCUGACAUGGAUCAGAUAGCUAUUUCGGUAGCUCAAGAAGACCAGAAAACGUUCACGGAUUUAGUGCGACAGUUGGUGAGCAGAUGCGGAUCGGAUAUAGAAAAAGCUAGGACAAUAUUCCGAUGGAUCACCGUGAAGAAUUUGAACACCAUGCAGUUCGACGAGAAUCUGCGAGGAGACACGCCUAUGGGUUUGCUCCGGGGGAUCAAACACGGGACGGAAAGUUACCAUGUUCUCUUCAAACGACUGUGCAGCUACGCAGGUUUGCAUUGCGUGGUGAUAAAGGGUUACAGCAAGUCGGCCGGGUAUCAGCCAGGGGUUUGUUUCGAAGACAAUAGAUUCCGUAACAGUUGGAACGCGGUUUACGUAGCUGGUGCGUGGAGAUUCGUUCAGUGUAACUGGGGGGCACGACAUCUCGUCAAUGCCAAAGAAGUUCCUCGUCCUGGUCAACCGAAGGCCAAGAACGAUAGUCUCAGAUACGAAUACGACGAUCAUUACUUCCUGACCGAUCCACGCGAAUUCAUAUACGAGUUCUUCCCUCUUCAAGAGGAAUGGCAAUUGCUGAAGCAACCGAUUUCUCUCAAAGACUUCGAAGAACUGCCUUUCGUCCGAUCGUUGUUCUUCAGGUACGGUCUUUACUUUCCGGAUACGAACACGAAUGCCGUUAUGUACACGGAUUCAACGGGUGCUGCGACCGUCAGGAUAGCCAUGCCGGCACACAUGCAGUCGUCCCUGAUUUUCCACUACAAUUUGAAAUUUUACGACAACGACGGCGACGGAUACGACGGUGUGUCGUUGAAGCGAUUCGUCAUGCAGUCUGUCGUUGGGAAUAUAGUCGCGUUCCGGGUACACGCCCCAUGUUCGGGGGCUUUUCUUCUCGAUAUAUUCGCAAACGCUGUAACGCCCAAAGAAUACUUAACCGGCGAGCCCAUGAAGUUCAAGAGCGUGUGCAAAUUUAAGAUCGCCUGCGAGGAAUUGCAAACAGUUAUGGUGCCAUUACCAGACUGUGCGAGCGGGGAAUGGGGUCCCACGAAAGCCACCAGACUGUUUGGCCUCAUACCGAUUACUCAUCAGGAAGCUUUGGUGUUUGCUGGUCGCGAAUUAGAGAUUCAAUUCCGAAUGUCGAGACCCUUGACCGAUUUCAUGGCGACGUUGCAUAAAAAUGGAAUCGAAGAGAAACGAUUAUCCAAAUACGUGGCGCAUUCGAUCGCCGACGACGACAUGGUAACUUUCUUCAUCAACUUCCCAGAAGAGGGUCAAUACGGUCUGGACAUUUACACCAGGGAAUCGACCAGCCCCGCCAAUGUACCUCACGACAUCACCGGUGAAAAACAUUUACUCACGCAUUGCUGCAAAUAUCUGAUCAAUUCCAGUAACAGGAAUUAACAAGUAUCAUCUUGGAAGAUCAUCUCACGUGAUUAUGGACUAAAAGGUGCUGCAAGUUCUUUUCUCGAGUGACGUGUAAGAACUAAUUCGCGAGAUUAGCCUUUGCUUGCCAGUUAAAGUACACUUAAAGGUGACGAGCAUAAAAGGUGGUGUUGAAGAAAGCAAAGAAACGGUACAAUUGCUUCUUUCUUUUUUUUUUUUUUUUUUUUUUCAUUUUGAAAGGUGCAAAGAACUUUGAAAGACGUAAGAACAAUUCCGAGCCGACGCGCUACCUCCACGUUCUUUGUAGUUUAAUAACGAUAAGCCUGUUGUGCGAGUCUGGGUCGCGAUCGACCCGGCCAGCAUCGUUCGAGGGUUAAUCGUUCGUCGAUUUUUCCACGUUUCGAUCGUUUUGUAUCGUUUGUGUUUGUUCUCGCGGGAAAGUUGGCAAUUAAAAGUUAACCAGCUUUGCGGCUCCCUCUGACCGAAUUAAUCAAACUUUCUCGCCUGGGCUCGAAGCAUUAAUCCCAAUUAUCCCGAGCUCGUUUUAAUUCAAUCCCGGGGAUCCCGUUUUGUCCCGUUCGUUCGAGUGGUUGCACGGAAAUCGGAUCAACAAUUUAUUUGAUCGCACGAGGUGCUUUGUGUAUAUAAAGUAUGCACACGAUCGUUUCAAUUUUUUCUUAUUUUAAUAAAGUCGACAUUCUCCUUUCGGUGAAUACGCGUGCUUUUAUACUAUUUAACGAUGAUUCACGUGUAGCAUUCCUUUCUCUUUUGUUGCAAACGAUCGUUACCGCAAAAUUAUGCUUGUUCUCGAUGAUGAGGAUGAUAUCAUGGGAAUACGCGAUCUUUCAGGGAUCGUUUUAGGUGUAAAAGGCUUUUAAAAAUGUACAAUUUUGCGGCCACGAUGGUUUUUCAAGUUCAGGUGCUAUAUAUUGCUAGCUGCACGAUUCUAGUUAUUCCUUCUUUACAAAAAAAGCGUGGAAAUGCUAAAUUUUUUAUAUAUACAACCUAUGAAAAAUUUUUUUUGUUCAAGUAAUUUGUUCGAACGCUUUGGAAUUUCCACGUUUUUGAUAGUGUAAGAAUCACAAGUUACGUCGAGACCCAAGGAAAAUUGUUUCUAUCAUUAAUAGGCUAUAUAAUUGUUAAUUUUUGUAAUAUUAAUAUUAUUUUUCUUUGUCUUUGUUGUUAUUUGAAAUUAUAACGACGCUUGCGUAAGAAUGCUUUCUCGAUUCGCGUGGAAUAAAGUAUAACUCGAGCUUAAUAUUAUCUCAUUGUUUCUAUGUAACGAGCAUGUAAAUUAAUUUUUAUACAUAUUACAGAUGUGUAAUAACUCGUGUUAUUGUAAAAAAGCAAUUAAUAAAAUCUAAUUUUGUG
Osmia lignaria (orchard mason bee) is the source of this 4102-nucleotide messenger RNA. It is a transcript of the gene Hil, whose product is annotated as peptidase hillarin. NCBI's taxonomy places the organism in Eukaryota, Metazoa, Arthropoda, Insecta, Hymenoptera, Megachilidae. The record is from RefSeq and is a predicted model, not a curated record.